This is a messenger RNA of Pocillopora damicornis (cauliflower coral), 1007 nucleotides long. Its product is annotated as receptor-binding cancer antigen expressed on SiSo cells. The record is from RefSeq and is a predicted model, not a curated record. NCBI's taxonomy places the organism in Eukaryota, Metazoa, Cnidaria, Anthozoa, Scleractinia, Pocilloporidae. Gene Ontology annotation, cellular component: secretory granule.
AAAUUCACAGUGCCAGUUUUCAUGAAGGACAGGAUUUUUUUAAACUGACCGUAGUUUUCAUUAGCGUUUCAGAUUUAAAAAAGGAAGUGUAAAAUCUGAAUAAUGUCGCCCUACCGGCAUAGACCAGUGUAUCGAUUCCUAAAUUAUUACUGAUCAAGCUGAUAAGCAAUGAGUCAUCAAGAGGUUAUAAACUCUUGGUUAUACGUUGUCGAGGUGAGGUGCACGUGGUUUUUUAAUAGUCUGGGGAGAAGCUUUUGACGUCAUUUUUAAAACUACAAUCGCUUUGUAACCAAAGUGCUUAGUUAACAACUGUAGAGUGCUGUGACGUCCAUGUUCUUUUGGAGUGAAAUUUUCUCCAUUCUUCAGGAAACUGCUGGCUGAACAGCGCGAAGGACUGUGCCGACUCAACCCCAGUACUUUCUCGAUAAGCAGCCAUGUUUCUUCCUGAAUUGAAACGAACAAAAGUAUGAAGAUAGUGCACUUUACUUUCCGUCGUUUCUUUAGUUGUUUCUCCUUUUUUAUUACUUUUAUAAAGAAAAUUUUAUUUAGAGGCCGUCAGAGAAAGUCUAGCCAGGGCGAUAAGGAUAGCAUACCAACUUCAGUGACUGUGAGCCGAGAAGAUUGUUCUCAAGAAGAAUAAAGGUUACCCUGAUGGUGGUUAUAAUACACGCCCAGAGACUACACCAAGUCGCUUUAACUUUGAUAUGAGUUAUAGCCCUGUAGAGCCUGAGCUUGGUACUUGGAAUGAUGAGUCUACUUCAGUAUGGGAUGAAGAAGCUGUUUCUGAGAAAGACAUUGAGUGGGAAACAGAGAAAUUAGUGAAAGAAAGAAAACAGGCAGAGAGAGAACGACGUGCUCUGGAACAACAAAGAAGAAGAGAAGAGAGGGAAGCACUGAAGCACAUGGACAAAAAAACACAAGGACAUCUUGGAGUCAGACUCUCUACAUAACAUUGUAACAAAAGGAUUGUAACAAAUUGAUGCAGGAUUCUUGUGUCUGGGCCUAAU